AUGGCCAAGGAGAGGCCCAAAGAAAGCAGCUGCAGCGUCCUCGGCCGGAUUUUGAGGGACUUCUGCAGUUGCUCCGAGAACGCCGCGUGGUCCCCCGACAUGACCGCGGACAAGAAGGGCCCCUUCCUCAAGAGCGAACUCACCAACAUGUCCGCCAUGCGCCGGCGCAUCAUGACCAUCGCGAAACGCAAGAGAAACGUCACGGAGCAGCCAAAGAGCGAGAAGACGGAGACGCUGACAUCGGACUUGAUAAACACGACGAUCAGUUCGCAAAACAGUACCAUGCGGAGGAACAUCGACAACUUCUUGAUAUCGCGACGAAUGGUCGCGCUGGACGAAGACUUGUAUGAGAAGCCCAUCCCGGCCCAGAACUCCACGUACGGAGAGAAUUGGUCGCUGAGUAAGUCGUGGAAGAACAAUAACGUGGACUUUUUUCGCUCCACAACCGUCGCAGAUAGGACUUUGGAACGCAUCGACGAAGUGCCGAAGCGGAAGAGGCGGAGUCGCAGGACCAAAGAGCAGCUGCGCUACGACAGGAACAUAAAGCGGCACAUUCGCAUCCGCGUGAUGCUGUCUCUGAGGAUGCGAAGAUACAUCAGGAGGAGGUACCGCAACGCGUUGCAGAACGUGUCGGUGCCGCCGCGCCGCUUUCCGCGAGGAGCGUCCGUCACUUCGAGCUUCGGGACGAGGUCCUACCGGAGCGUCAUGACGGACAAGACCAACGACGGCACCGUUCUCUUCGACGUGCACGAAGCCAGGAACACGACUAUGGACCUCUGCCACAACUACGAGGAAGACCUCGACACUUUGGAUGUAGCGUUACGCGCCGGAAAUUUUAGGAGCGGUCGACUAGCUGUGGAGGGUUGGUGGUGCGGACGCGCAAUGCCAGGCGGCCGGGCCAACAACGGCGCGCUGGCCCUGCACUACGCCGCCGCGAGGGGCUGCCUCGACUGCGUUCGCCUCCUCGCCAACACUACGCCAGAUGUGUCGUGA
Messenger RNA from Leptosia nina, 993 nucleotides. NCBI's taxonomy places the organism in Eukaryota, Metazoa, Arthropoda, Insecta, Lepidoptera, Pieridae. The record is from the annotation of a GenBank genome assembly.